CCUGAACCGUGGUGGUUGUAGAGUCUAGCCAGUUUGUGUUCGGUCGAGUUCGGCCAGUUCCCAGCGAGUUACCCAACCUUGGGGGUAAUCGUGUGCAGUUCCGCUUUUCGACAGUUAGCUGAAGACGUCAGCAGUAUUCAAAAUUUUUGAUUAAAGGCAUACUCUAAAAUGGCUUCGCAAAAAACCGCCUUCAAAAAAAACAGAUCAAGAGUGUCUCUUUCUUUGGAAAUGAAGCUCAAUAUUUUGGAUGCCCUUCAAGAUGGGAAAUCUGUUGCAAACGUCGGCAGGAAUUUAAAAAUCAACGAAUCGACUGUGCGUACAAUUAAAAAGAAUCAAGAUAGCAUCAGACAGACAGCAGCUCAGGGCACUAUCUAUGCAACAAAAUCCUCAUCAUAUACACGAGAUCCAUUGAUGGUCAAGAUGGAAAAGGCACUUCAUAUGUGGAUCGAAGAUCACGCGCAGAAGAAAAUACCCUUGGAUCAGGAAUUAAUAAGGGAGAAAGCUUUGAGCCUUUACCUUUGGUUAGAGAAGAAUGAGCCGUCUUCAAGUAAAAAGAAAGACUUUACCGCGAGUAAGGGAUGGUUUUAUAACUUUAUACGUAGUAAUUCCAUUCGCAACGUUAAAAUCAAGGGUGAAUCCGCAUCGGCCGAUGUUUCGGCUGCAAAUAGUUUUCCUCCAAAGCUCGCUAAGAUCAUAAAAGAAGGUGCGUAUCAUGGUGACCAAGUGUUCAAUGGAGAUGAAACGGGUCUUUUUUGGAAAAGAAUGCCGUCUCGUACCUACAUUACGCAGCAGGAGCAAUAUGCCAGUGGUUUCAAAGCGGCCAAAGACAGGGUUACCCUGUUAUUUUGCAGUAAUGCUUCAGGCGACCUUAUGUUGAAACCGCUAUUGAUCAAUCGUGCUAUGACGCCCCGCUCGUUGAAGGGGGCUGAUUUCAACAAACUGCCAGUGCACUGGAAAGCUAACACUAAAGCGUGGGUCACAAAAGCCGUUUUUGAGGAAUGGUUUUACGAUAUGUUUAUUCCGGAAGUGAAAACAUACUUGGAAGGAAAAGGUUUGGAGUUCCACGUGCUUUUGAUUUUGGAUAACGCUCCAGGACACCUAGUUAUCAAGCACCCAAACGUUCAAGUUGUGUUUCUUCCACCGAAUACAACUUCUUUGUUACAGCCUCAAGAUCAAGGAAUAAUUGCUGCUUUCAAGAAGUUGUACAUUAAACAAUGUCUUCGGUACAUCCUCGAAAAGCUUGAAAGCGAUGAAACGAUGACGGUAAUUCAAGCGUGGAAAGAAUUUAAGAUAAGAGACGCUCUGACGUUCAUAGGAAAGGCUCUGUCUUCUAUGAAAUCUAAAACAUUGAAUUCGUGCUGGAAGCCACUAUGGCCAGAAUGCGUGAAAGCUGGUUCAACAGACCCUUCAAAUGUGGAAGAAUCAGAAAUUCUCAUUCUGGCACAUGCAAUUGGAGGGAAAGGAUUCAAAGAUAUGGAUAGUAGAGACGUUGAAGAGCUUCUUGAAGACACCGAAAUUGAAGAUGAUGAACUGAUGCAGAGUUUAGUCACAUCGGAGCCUUUAGAGGACGAUGAAGACCGGGAUAUCAAGCCAUGUGAUAUCGAAGACGGGAAUAAAUUAGCGGAUACCCUCGUAAAACAUUUUAUGGAAAAGGAUCCUUGUGUUGAGAGAGCCGUUUCAUUUCGGAAUGAUUUGAAACUGUGUAUGCUUCGCUACAAUAGAUUGAACGAAAAAACACAGCCAACAGUUAUCGAUGAAGAUGACGAGGAUUUCAGCUUACCAUUGGAACGCAGACGAUCUCGUCCGAUUUCUUCGGAUGAGGAAGAUAUCGCCACAUCAUCUAACCGCAAACAUCCACGUGUUGCUAAUGAUAGUGAUUAGAUCAAUAAAAGAAAUUCUUUUUUCCACUUGACUACAAUAAAAUUGAUUUAUGAAUACAUUGGUAAAAAUAUCAUGGUAAAAAACUAAAAAUAUGUUUAAUUAAAUUUGUCUAAAUUCCGAAAACAUUUGUUUGUAUUGUAAUUUUUUCAAAUUGCAAAAAUGCAAUUUGAAAAAAUUACUUUCGAACUACUGGACCGCUUCACAUGAUCGAUAUAUCAAAUUAAAGCCAAUUAGCUAGUCUUUCUUGAAAAAAUGUUAUACUAGCAAAACAGUUGGAUUUUGUUUUCGUAAUUAUUGAUUGUAUUUGUUUGCUUAUAGUUUACAUGAUCCAAGGACGCUAUAUUUUUUUAUGUUUCUUGAAAGUUCUGGUUUUUCCACACAAGAUAAUCGAAAAUCAGAAAUGUGAUUUUUAUCGUUUUCGAGUUAUGAGUUUGCCGAUGGUCCGAAAAAUCAGAUUUUUCUCUUUUUCUAUAAAUAACUUUUUUCUAGAAAGAAGAAGCUUUCAAGAAAAAAUAU
Toxorhynchites rutilus septentrionalis is the source of this 2397-nucleotide messenger RNA. RefSeq names its product tigger transposable element-derived protein 1-like. Gene Ontology annotation, cellular component: nucleus. The record is from RefSeq and is a predicted model, not a curated record. Gene Ontology annotation, molecular function: DNA binding. Bases 169 to 1881 code for a protein of 570 amino acids. The transcript has 2 exons. Lineage: Eukaryota; Metazoa; Arthropoda; Insecta; Diptera; Culicidae.